Cuculus canorus (common cuckoo) is the source of this 4255-nucleotide messenger RNA. RefSeq names its product decorin (gene DCN). Gene Ontology annotation, molecular function: protein binding. The transcript is spliced from 8 exons. The record is from RefSeq and is a predicted model, not a curated record. Bases 184 to 1257 code for a protein of 357 amino acids. NCBI's taxonomy places the organism in Eukaryota, Metazoa, Chordata, Aves, Cuculiformes, Cuculidae.
AUAGAAGCAGGAGGGUUUUCCACCAAGUGACAGUCACUGAGCUGAACUUACCCCCUCCUCCUUUCCACACCUGCAAAGCCUUUUGCCUGGGUUGAAUAUUUAGUUUAAUUACAUCUCAGCUUUGAGAGCUCCUGUUGCAAAUCCCUGGAUUAAAGGUUCUGCCCAGAGUCAAUGAACUAAGCCAUGAAGCUGGCUCUUCUCUUCGUCCUACUGCUGCCGGUAUGCUUGGCCAAGCCAUUCCACCAGCAGGGCCUCUUUGACUUUAUGCUGGAGGAUGAAGGGUCAGCUGAUAUGCCUCCAACGGACGACCCUGUCAUAUCUGGAUUUGGACCAGUGUGCCCCUUCCGCUGCCAGUGCCAUCUUCGUGUGGUGCAGUGCUCUGACCUAGGUCUGGAAAAAGUGCCAAAAGACCUUCCUCCUGACACAACUCUGCUGGACUUACAGAACAACAAAAUCACAGAAAUUAAAGAAGGAGAUUUCAAAAACUUGAAGAAUCUUCAUGCAUUGAUCCUUGUCAACAAUAAAAUCAGCAAAAUUAGCCCGUUAGCUUUUGCUCCUCUGAAGAAACUGGAAAGACUUUACCUGUCCAAGAAUAACCUGAAGGAACUCCCAGAAAACAUGCCAAAGUCUCUUCAGGAGAUACGGGCUCAUGAGAAUGAUAUCUCCAAACUGAGGAAAGCUGUCUUUAAUGGAUUGAAUCAAGUGAUUGUCUUAGAGCUAGGCACCAAUCCAAUCAAGAGUUCAGGAAUUGAAAAUGGAGCUUUUCAAGGGAUGAAGAGGCUUUCCUACAUCCGUAUUGCAGACACCAACAUUACUAGCAUCCCCAAAGGCCUCCCCCCAUCCCUCACUGAACUUCACCUUGAUGGUAACAAAAUCAGCAAACUUGAUGCUGAAUCUCUGUCUGGACUUACCAACUUGGCAAAAUUGGGUCUCAGCUUCAACAGUAUUUCUUCAGUUGAGAAUGGCUCUCUUAACAACGUACCUCAUCUGAGAGAGCUCCACUUGAACAACAAUGAACUUGUCAGAGUACCUGGUGGGCUGGGUGAACACAAAUACAUCCAGGUGGUCUAUCUUCAUAACAACAAAAUUGCAUCAGUUGGUAUCAACGAUUUUUGCCCUCGUGGCUACAACACCAAAAAGGCUAGUUAUUCUGGUGUGAGUCUCUUCAGCAACCCUGUGCAGUACUGGGAAAUCCAGCCCUCUGCUUUCCGAUGUAUCCAUGAACGCUCUGCAGUACAGAUUGGAAAUUAUAAAUAGAUGUCUAAAGAUGGGGUUUGGUUGUGUUUCAGCUAAAGUACCUGUUGUAAUAGGCCUGUUCAAAAAAUUGUUGCUAACAAUUAAUGCCAAAUACCAGACAUUUCAUUUUUAAAUGGAGAUGAUCCAUUAAUGUAGAGUAAAUAAAUCAUUACAGAUGUACAAGAUCAAGUAUACCAUCAAAAAGAAUUGCCAGCUGUUCUUUAAACUGACUUAUUUCAACCUUCUUUUCCAGCAUGCUUUCCGUGGUAUUUUUCAGUUUGCUGAAUGCUACAGGUUUCCAGAUCCACUGUAUAUGAGAUUCGGAGUAAAUAUUUGUCAAGCUAAGAUAUAAAAAAAAAAAAAAAAAAAAGAUUAAAAAAAAAUGAUUGAGGUUAUUUUAGCCACAUUAAAAAAAAAAAGAAUACUAGAGGGAAAAAGAACUCUCAAAUCACGUUGAGACUUGGGAAGGUCCCUUACAUUUAUUUCAAGCCCUGGAGGUUUAAAAAUAUCCAUUAAUAACACUAAGCUAAUUCUGAAUGUAUCUGUUUAGCAGAGGGAAAUAAAGUUGUUGCUAAUGUCAUUAUUUUGGGAAAAAUAAAUUCAUAUUGUACAAAUAGGUCUUUUAAGUUUGCCAUUCUUCUAUAGUAACGCUAUUCAGGAUUAGACUAACAUAAUCCUAUUGAACAAACUAAUGAGUAGUCUGCAGUACAAAACAUGUAACCUAUGCCUGGAGCUCAAUGACUAAAUUUCUCUGGGGCAAAUCACUCUCACCUUAGCCACAAGAGCAGUUUUGAUGACUUCCGUGAGACUGCUUUGCAGAGUAUGGCAUUAGGGCUUAGUCAUUGGUAUCAAUCCAUAUGUAUAUCUAAACCAACAAUAAUAGCAGUUCACAGUUUACUUGUUCUGCAUUGUACAUUUGCCAGCAUCCUUUACUGGUUUGUUUUUUAAAUAAUGUAUUUAAUUUGUCAAGUAGGGAUAUGCAGGCUCUAAAUUUCUGGAAUUUAGAUUAUAAGCAAAGUCAUAAGAAUAGCAAAAUGUGAUGUGAAAUAACUGCAAGGCCUAGCUGGACAUUGCUGGGACAUCAUUCAUGGAAGUAUCACCUUAGAGUGAUUUGAAGCCCUCUGCAGAUUGGGAUUCUUCAACCCAUACCAGUGGGUAGCAAGCACAUCAACAGUAGGCUGCACAUUUCUACUGCCAAUCUACAAAGCUAAACAUAUAUUCAAUUAAAAAUUCACCUUAAAAGAAUCUUCUGCAGCCUCUUAACACUCCAAGGUCAAUCUCUCUAAUUUGUAAAACUUUUAUGUCAUUUAUAUUAAAGAAUAAUGUAAUACAGGCAAACUCCAAGGUGUUUGUCUUUAUUUUCUGUUUUGAUAGAAUAACUCAGUGUGUCAGAACUUUAAUUAUGAAAAUUCAGUAUUGAAAACUGAACAUCUUUGAGGUGGUAGUAGCUACAAUAAGAGUAAGUUGUGUGAAAUUCACUUGUCUCAAGAAAUUUUUUCAUGCCUAACACUCAUAAGUAUUUUUUCUGUGAAAUGAAUGUGUUCUCUUUAUAGUUGCCAUUUAUUCAGGUUGUAAAUAACUGAAAAUUAUUAGGAAUCACUAAAGUUAUUACACAGAAAAAGUGUGUUUCCACUCAUUAGUUAUCUUCUUUAUAUAGCAGCCAGCUAUUACUCCCAUUUUCAUCUGUUUUUUUCUUCUGGAUUUCACAUUUUCUGAGCAUUAUUUUUAGAUUAAACUAACAGUACAUAAUACCCUUCAGUCACUGGAGGGAAAACCCUCCAGAAAAUGAGCAGUUAGAUUUUUACCUUUUGGUUCUUGGUUGAGUUUCUGCACUCGUUCAGAGAGAGACUUCAUGUAGAAAGCUAAGCAUUGGCAUUUCAAUAGAGAACUAAGGCAUUGUCUUAGCUUGAACAACACCACAGCGUUUGCUUGUACAUGGUUCAAAUUAGCAGGUACCGAUACAACUUGCAGAAGAGAUUUAUACAAUAAAUAACAACAUUUGCUUUUUGCAUAAAACUUUGUAUAAGCGUAUACGCAAACUUCCAGUUUCUCUCUCCAUGGCUUUAAAAUUGCUCCAUACUAAGGCUUUUCUUUUAAACUAGCAACAACUUUAAUUCCAGAAGAAAACAGCUGAGCCUGCUCCUCCUCUGUGACAUCUGUUGCAUGUCCCAUAGCAGUCUUGCCGCCCUCUGUACUAAAGCACAAGCUAUUCCUCAUAAAAUACAUUCCCAGCUAAAAAUCAAGGGCUGCGAAGAUAAGAGGACUCUUUCCGAGUCCUGUGCAAUAAAGCAGAAUAAGCAAAUCAUGAUAUAGCAAAAAUUGUGCAGCCAUACCUACGAUGUCUGACUGAUGGAAUCUUGUCCACACAUAGGAGCUGCAAAGACUUCAAAGCUGCAUGAAGCCCUGUACUUUUAAAACUGCUUUUCAUGUAAAUAUAGAACAGAUAUUGCUCCCAUUUAGAAGGAAGGAAGGAAGGAAGGAAGGAAGGAAGGAAGGAAGGAAGGAAGGAAGGAAGGAAGGAAGGAAGGAAGGAUCCCAAACAAACUAUAAACUAUUGCAUGGAAAGGAAUAGGAGGUCUAAAAGGCUCAAACUCAUAAAGGAAUAAAACCUUGUUUCCUGGUGCUGCCUAAGACAUCUUAUCCCUUCCUUCAUCCCUGUGGCACAGAGGGGUCACUGCAGGCAAGGGUGUGACCGUCUCUUGUGGGGGAGAAUAGACUCUCCUAGGGAGUGUGAAACAAAUCAUAUCCCAAUAAUCUGAAAAUUCCAGCUGGUGGGAACAAGAGAUUCCAGAAUAAAAAGGUGUUAUGACAAAUCUUCUGUUGCAGGAAUGAUGGAAGACUUUAACUGACACACAAAGUCUAAUUUUUUCCACUGAAUAUAAAAUUAUAAAAAAAUCCAAACCAAACUAAUAGCACCUGCUUGCCUUUGCCUUUACAACCAAUUUUCUAAUAAUAUUUUUAAAAAUCUAUCUUUUUCUCAUAAAGAAGACAGAACAAUAAAAUUAGAGAUAACAAUGUA